CCCGGGAGCCUUGCGGCGCGUCCCGUUGGCCCCGCUGCCCGUGCGCCCGCCGCAGCCUGCAUGCUUCGCGCUGCGCCGCUCCGCGCCCCCGCCGCCGCCUCCUGCUCGCACCGCUGCUGCCGGGCGCCGGAGUAAUAUGCUCACUCGAGUGAAAUCUGCUGUGGCCAAUUUCAUGGGCGGCAUCAUGGCUGGCAGCUCGGGCUCCGAGCACAGCGGCGGAGGCUGCGGAGGCUCGGACCUGCCCCUGCGCUUCCCGUACGGGCGGCCGGAGUUCCUGGGGCUGUCUCAGGACGAGGUGGAGUGCAGCGCCGACCACAUCGCCCGCCCCAUCCUCAUCCUCAAGGAGACCCGGCGGCUGCCCUGGGCUACUGGAUACGCAGAGGUUAUCAAUGCCGGGAAGAGCACGCACAACGAAGACCAGGCCAGCUGCGAGGUACUCACCGUGAAGAAGAAAGCAGGGGCCAUUGCCUCCACCCCCAACAGGAACUCCACCAAGAGACGGUCCUCCCUUCCCAAUGGGGAGGGGCUGCAACUGAAGGAGAACGCGCGCGCCUUCUUCACCGAGAAGAAGAUUCCCCACGAGUGUCUGGUCAUCGGGGCCCUGGAGAGCGCGUUCAAGGAAAUGGACCUGCAGAUAGAACGAGAGAGGAGUACAUAUAACAUAUCUGGUGGCUGCACAGCCCUCAUUGUCAUUUGCCUCCUUGGGAAGCUGUACGUGGCAAAUGCUGGGGACAGCAGGGCCAUCAUCGUCAGGAAUGGAGAAAUCAUCCCCAUGUCUUCGGAAUUCACCCCCGAGACGGAGCGCCAGCGACUCCAGUACCUGGCAUUCAUGCAGCCUCACUUGCUGGGAAAUGAGUUCACACAUUUGGAGUUUCCAAGGAGAGUGCAGAGGAAGGAGCUGGGAAAGAAGAUGCUCUACAGGGACUUUAACAUGACAGGCUGGGCAUACAAAACCAUUGAGGAUGAUGACUUGAAGUUUCCCCUAAUAUACGGAGAAGGCAAGAAGGCCCGAGUGAUGGCAACUAUCGGAGUGACCAGGGGCCUGGGGGACCAUGACCUGAAGGUGCAUGACUCCAACAUCUACAUAAAGCCAUUCCUGUCUUCAGCUCCAGAGGUAAGAAUCUACGAUCUCUCCAAAUAUGAGCAUGGAGCAGAUGAUGUGCUGAUCCUGGCAACAGAUGGACUGUGGGAUGUUUUAUCAAAUGAAGAAGUGGCAGAAGCAAUCACUCAGUUUCUUCCUAACUGUGAUCCUGAUGACCCUCACAGGUACACACUGGCAGCUCAGGACCUGGUGAUGCGUGCUCGUGGUGUCCUGAAGGACAGAGGAUGGCGGAUAUCUAAUGACCGACUGGGCUCAGGAGAUGACAUUUCUGUAUAUGUCAUUCCUUUAAUACAUGGAAAUAAACUGUCAUGAAAACAACUCAGGGGAUUGGAAGAUCAGAAGGAAGAAAGCUGGGAUGCCUCUUGGCAGGGCAGGACUGGGAAGUGCCCCAGCAGAGUUCCAGAUGGUGCCACCUCUUCCCAGCCCAGAUGGAGAGUUUGCUGCCCAAAGGCCUCUGGCUGUGUUUCAAGAGGAUCAAUAGGUUUCAGUUACUGCUAUAGUUAACAAGUCUGGAUACUCAACAAAAGCAAAACCUAAAGGCUGCUACUGAGUGUUGUUUCUUUUGGUUCCUUCAAUAGGCCUCCUAAGUGGCCAGUGCCUAUUUUGGGCACAUAAUCAUAUUUAUUUUAACUGGAAUGCUGGGGCAGCCAUUUUCAGGUGUAACUGGCAGAAGACUCUUCGUCUGUCAAGCUGCCAAUUUGUCUACGGGUUGGAACGUUGGGGAUCAUGCCUCAGAAAGUGUGAGCGCCCACCUUCUACUAAGCCUGAGAUUUAUUUCAGGGAAUGCUAUCUAUGUGUGUGUCUCUCUCUAUUCUUUCAUGAUGAUGAUGAUGGGGUGAGGUAGGAAUUUUUUUUUAAUUUCUUGAAUCUUAAUUGUUUCCAUAGAACAGGCCUGGGACUUUCCAACUCCUUGCUGAGGAAUUUGUGUGUCCAAGUCCAACCCAGGCUGUCACUGUAUCCUGUAACCCACACCACCCAGGCAGACCUCUGGAGCAGUGCCCUGGCUAACAGAGUGCUGUCUUUGUUGUGUAAUAAUUUGUUUCUAGGUUGAUUUUUUUUCCUACUAAAUCAGUGUUUUCACGAAAUUUGGGGUAUUUCUUUGGGCCAGCAGUUCCUCUUUUGUCUUCAAGGGUCUCCCUUGUGUUGUUUGAGGUUUCUGUUGGUUUCUGAAUCUGGGUUUUCAUUUCUGGAAUGAUUGCUUCCAGAUCCCAACCCAUCCUUGCUGUGCCACAAGUACACACAUAAAGCAGUGUUUAAUAGAGCUGUGUGGGAAGUCCCUUAAUGUCAGUCAGUUCACCACACCUCAUUUCAGAACCUUUCCUCCACUUUAAAUCCAGGUUCCAUGGGCUGCAAGGGUUCCCAGGCCCACUCCAAACAAUGUGUAAGUAUCAGAGUCUGUCAGGGAACAGCAGGCCCUCUCCCCACCAUCUUUGGACAAGACCCACUCAGACUGAAUUUGAUGAAACAGAAUUUGAAUUGGGUUGACUGGCCAUUCACAUGCUCCUUCUCCAUGGAAUCAGGUCCCAACCACCCAACCACUUAGACUACUGUUCCCUCUGAGUGUUCCUCAUGGAGCAUCCACAGAAGCAGUGGACACAUCAGAUCUGCCAGGUGCUUCACUGCCUGGAGGAACUGAAAAAUUAGCAAUCCCUUCUAUCUCUUAGACUGCUGCUCUGCAUGGGUACCUUGUAGAGCAACAUCCCAUUACUGAGCCUUCUUCCUGGAGAGCUCCUGUGGUAUCACCACCAUCUGGACAACUUCUUGUAAUUAAAACAUUCAAUGAAGAAAGAGUCAUUGUGGUGGUCCCCCAAAAUGCUGGAGAGCCAAUUCCAGUUCUCAUGUUUUUGAAACCCUCCCCCACAGGAGAGGACAGGACCUUUCCUCCGGGAGAGUUCAUCGCCUGCAUACCUGGAUUUAUAGAUUUUUUUUAGGAAUGGCCUGGAGCCUUCCUAUUCUAUGUUCAUCCCACAGUGUGGAAACAGUGCUCAGCCUGGUGGGUGAAGUACUGUGGGAAUUCAUCCAUCAGGUGGUUGCCAAAAUGUUGUCUGGGAAGAACUGGACUACAACCUUAUCAGGCGUCCUCUUCAUCCCUCCUCCUCCGAUAAAUCUUAGCUACCCCAAUCACUCUGUGGAGAAAAGUUUAUGGUAGACAGUUUGCUUCUCUGGCAGAAUAUUAUGCUAUGGAAAAACAUGCAGGCAUCCUACAGCAGUGUGGUCCAUUUUCUGUUCCUGCCUUGACUCCCUAACCCACAUAUAAAUUGGAAUCUUGAGAGUUUCCCUUGGAGGAUUCCAAGUUAUCAGCUUUAGGAAGCAGUCACCUCUUUCCUAUGUUUCCAUUGCCUUUCAUUUCUUUUCCCUUUCCUGAGCUUUUAUGUACUCCCUAUCUUGAACUUCCCAGUUUUAAUUGAGCCACAAGAGUCAGAGUGUCGAUGCAGACAUGUAGAUAUGACAUGUCUUAAUUCAUCAAUUCAUUUACUGCCGAGGCAUGUCUCGGGAAAAACUCUGGAACUCCCUUAUUUAGUGUAUCCUAGUCUCGCACAUUUAGUCCUUCUGCUUUUAGUUGGGUAACUAGGAAUUCUUUUCAUAAGCCCCGUUGGGUAAAAAGAGCCCAGUAGCAAGCUGAAGCCAUGAUUCUAUUGGGAGUAUGGGAGGAAAACUACAAAUGAGGUGAAUAAAUCAAAUGUGGAAAAAUUAUUUGUUAUGCUCAUGGAAAAAUCUACCCAGUACUAAUACCGCUCUGUGCAUUGAGCUUACUCGGUUUUAGCUUUAUUUUUUACCCAGACCCUACAUCAUCCCAUCCUAGAGCAGUAACGGUGUCUACAUAACAGGUAGGCUCCUGGAGCAUUCCUGGAAGGGUCUAAAGGCAACACUCAAAAUUCUGCAGAAUGUAUGUAUACGUGGUUCUGAAAUCUUCCAUAUCUGAGUUGUAGCCAAAUCUGCUUGUCCUCACAGCCUCAGAGGAAGUCUUGUUUUCCUAGUCAAGUCUUUAUGGUUGUCUUGGGGUGUGUGCGGCCACUUCCUUUAAUGAAAGGCUCUUCCUGUUCUAAAUCUUGUUGUUGGGCUGGUCCCUGCUCUUUCAAACAUCUGACACUCUCUUCCUUAAAGAGAGCAAAUUUACACUUCAUCCACACUGCAGCAUCUUCCCAGGCAACAGCCAAACCUUUGUUAUCUAAACACCUGAAAUCAGAGCAGUGCCAGCAGUCAGGAGGAGGGGAUGUUCUGCAGUGGUUGUGUUUACAUAACUGCUACUCUUGGAUAGAGCUGAAAAUCGGCUAGGCCAACUACUAAUAAGACAAAGCCCCCCACCGCCCUCCCUCAAAGUGGGAAUUUCAGUUCUUUUCCACAGUAUUCAGCUUUGGGAAAUUUAGGGUGCUUAAUUUUUUUAAUCCUUAGCAAUUUACCUCCAUGGGACUAUGUGAAGUCAGCUGUGCUCACUCUCUUCUUACUCUUCUAAGUAUUCAUUUAUUUUGGGGAGAUCUACCGCAGUAGAUAGAUAUUGGCAGGCAGGGAUGAGUGUCCUGGUACCCAGAUUUGGCCUAGGAUCGUGGCCAUUCAGGGAGGGUUUUCUGGUUUACCAGGAAGAUUAGAAAGAAAACACUUAGAAAAAAAUCUCCCAAAUCUUUAAAACUCUAAUUCUCCUCUUGAUCUCACCUCCUUUCGCAUCUGCCCGUCAACUUUAAUUUACAAGGCCACAAGUGGUCAGUGGUUUUCUUUCCAUCACAGUUUGAGGAUCUUGCCAUUCCUUAAAUGACCCAGCAGUUCCACUCUUUUCAGAGUGAAUCUAUUAAGCUUUUAUGAGUUUCUAUUUUCAGUAAGUUAGUGCUUCUGGGACACUUGGAGAAAGCAGUGAGAGUCAUUGUCUAUGCAAAGAACAACCCGGCUGACCCAAAAAGUUACCAGAUCUAAGAAAAAAGUAAAAAGCAUAUAACAGGAACUUGGAUUUUUGAGGACUUACAAUUGCAGAGAAAUUUUGCAGCCUGCAC
Molecule: messenger RNA, 5085 nt
Organism: Myotis lucifugus (little brown bat)
Lineage: Eukaryota; Metazoa; Chordata; Mammalia; Chiroptera; Vespertilionidae
Gene: PPM1H
Product: protein phosphatase, Mg2+/Mn2+ dependent 1H
Exons: 10
Coding region: 137-1414 (425 amino acids)
Biological process (GO): protein dephosphorylation
Molecular function (GO): protein serine/threonine phosphatase activity
Source: RefSeq, a predicted model, not a curated record